GCCUGUUUCCGAGCGGAAGUGGUGGCCGCGAGGGAAGAUGGCUGCCCCGGCGGCGCCUGGCGCGGCGGCCGGUCGGGCGAGCAAACGCGGCGGCGGCGGCGGCGGCCCGGGAGGCGGCGGCGGCGGGGGCGCGCGGGGGGCGGAGGAGGAACCCCCGCCGCCCCUGCAGGCCGUGCUGGUGGCGGACAGCUUCAACCGCCGCUUCUUCCCCAUCUCCAAGGACCUGCCUCGGGCCCUCAUGCCCCUGGCCAACGUGGCCCUCAUGGACUACACCCUGGAGUUUCUGACUGCCUCAGGUGUGCAGGAAACCUUUGUGUUCUGUUGCUGGAAGGCUGCUCAGAUCAAGGAACAUUUACUCAAGUCCAAGUGGUGCCGCCCCACCUCUCUCAAUGUGGUUCGAAUAAUUACCUCAGAGCUGUAUCGCUCUCUGGGGGACGUCCUGCGGGAUGUCGACGCCAAGAGCUUGGUGCGCUCUGACUUCCUCCUGGUGUACGGGGACGUCAUCUCGAACAUCAAUGUCACCCGCGCCCUCGAAGAACACAGGCUGAGGCGGAAGCUUGACAAAAACGUGUCUGUGAUGACAAUGAUCUUCAAGGAGUCGUCCCCCAGCCACCCAGCCCGUUGCCACGAAGACAAUGUGGUGGUGGCUGUGGAUAGUGCCACGAAACGGAUCCUCCAUUUCCAGAAGACCCAAGGCCUCCGACGCUUCUCCUUUCCACUGAGCUUGUUCCAGGGCAGUGGGGAUGGCGUGGAGAUCCGCUACGAUUUGCUGGAUUGUCACAUCAGCAUCUGCUCCCCACAGGUGGCCCAGCUCUUUACAGACAACUUUGACUAUCAAACUCGAGAUGACUUUGUGAGAGGCCUCUUAGUGAACGAGGAGAUUCUGGGGAACCAGAUCCACAUGCACGUGACAACCAAGGAGUAUGGUGCCCGGGUCUCCAACCUGCAUAUGUACUCUGCUGUCUGCGCUGAUGUCAUUCGCCGCUGGGUCUACCCACUCACCCCCGAAGUCAACUUCACCGACCACACCGACCAGAGCUGCACCCAUUCCCGGCACAAUAUCUACCGCGGGCCUGAGGUCAGCCUGGGCCACGGCAGCGUCCUGGAGGAAAACGUGCUCCUCGGCUCGGGCACCGUCAUCGGUAGCAAUUGCGCCAUCACCAACAGCGUCAUUGGCCCCGGCUGCCACAUUGGUGAUAAUGUGGUGCUGGACCAGGCCUACCUGUGGCAGGGUGUCCGAGUGGCCGCUGGAGCACAGAUCCACCAGUCACUGCUCUGCGACAAUGCGGAGGUCAAGGAGAGAGUUACCCUGAAGCCACGCUGUGUCCUGACUUCCCAGGUGGUUGUGGGCCCAGACAUCACGCUACCUGAGGGCUCCGUGAUCUCUCUGCACCCUCCAGAUGCAGAGGAAGAUGAGGAUGAUGGCCAGUUCAGUGAUGAUUCUGGGGCUGACCCAGAGAAGGAGAAAGUGAAGCUGAAAGGUUAUAAUCCAGCUGAAGUCGGAGUCGCAGGCCAGGGCUACCUUUGGAGACCUGCUGAUGUGGACACGGAGGAGGAGGACGAGCUGCGGCAGAGUCUGUGGGGCCUCACCAUCCACGUGGAAGACGAGAGCGAGAGUGAGAGCGAGCACAGUCUGGAUUCCGAGGGGCUCGACAGCCGGGCAGGCUCCCCGCAGAUGGAUGACAUCAGAGUGUUCCAGAAUGAAGUCCUUGGGACGCUACAGCGGGGCAAGGAAGAGAACAUUUCCUGUGACAAUCUAGUCCUGGAGAUCAACUCUCUCAAGUACGCCUACAACAUUAGCCUGAAGGAGGUGAUGCAGGUCCUAAGCCACGUCGUCCUGGAGUUCCCCCUGCAGCAGAUGGACUCCCCGCUGGAGCCCACCCGCUACUGCGCCCUGCUCCUUCCCCUGCUCAAGGCCUGGAGCCCCGUUUUCAGAAACUACAUAAAGCGUGCUGCUGACCAUUUGGAAGCAUUGGCCACCAUCGAGGACUUCUUCCUGGAGCACGAAGCUCUCGCCGCUUCCAUGGCCAAGGUUCUGAUGGCCUUCUACCAGCUGGAGAUCCUGGCUGAGGAAACGAUCCUGAACUGGUUCAGCCAAAAGGACACGACAGACAAGGGCCGGCAGCUGCGCAAGAACCAGCAGCUGCAGAGGUUCAUCCAGUGGCUAAAAGAGGCGGAAGAAGAGUCGUCGGAAGAUGACUAAAGCCGGAGCACUGCUGCCGGCUCCCCGGGCUCGCGGGUGGGCAGAGGAGAGGUGCGUGGUAGACGAGAAGGGCCCGCCGUCGGGCUGAGACAGGAGCGGAGGCUGGAACGACAGUAUUCUCCCCAGCGCAGCAAGCCCCGGCCUCGCACCCGGACUGGGGCCUGAGGGAAGUGGGACUGGGCCCGCGCCGUCAAGAAGGGCCAUCGAGCCGGGCCCGAGGAACCAGCCGCGGGUGCUCUGGCUUUCCCUCAGGGAACGGCAGGGAGAAACGGCCCUCUCUGCUGCUG
Messenger RNA from Sorex fumeus (smoky shrew), 2490 nucleotides. It is a transcript of the gene EIF2B5, whose product is annotated as eukaryotic translation initiation factor 2B subunit epsilon. Gene Ontology annotation, molecular function: guanyl-nucleotide exchange factor activity; translation initiation factor binding; translation initiation factor activity. The transcript is spliced from 16 exons. Lineage: Eukaryota; Metazoa; Chordata; Mammalia; Eulipotyphla; Soricidae. Bases 38 to 2203 code for a protein of 721 amino acids. Gene Ontology annotation, cellular component: eukaryotic translation initiation factor 2B complex. The record is from RefSeq and is a predicted model, not a curated record.